Messenger RNA from Cuculus canorus (common cuckoo), 4440 nucleotides. RefSeq names its product solute carrier family 38 member 4 (gene SLC38A4). The transcript has 16 exons. The record is from RefSeq and is a predicted model, not a curated record. Gene Ontology annotation, molecular function: amino acid transmembrane transporter activity. Lineage: Eukaryota; Metazoa; Chordata; Aves; Cuculiformes; Cuculidae. Gene Ontology annotation, biological process: amino acid transmembrane transport. The coding region runs from base 260 to 1906 and encodes 548 amino acids.
AUUGGUUUAUCUGACACACUCCCAUUUGUCUUUAAAUCACUGUCCAACUGCUCCAGGCUGCACAUGAGCAAAUUUUUCAUUACAGGUAAAACUCAUAGAAGAUAUAUGCUGCUUAGCAAGAGAGCAAGAGAACCUGCUUGACUCAGAGAACAAACUGUUCUGGCAGUCCUGCAUGGUAGAGAGGACUCACAAGCAGACUGUGCAGUGCUGUUUACCCUGAAGAAGUGAGAGUGCAUUCUGGAAAGCGCUGAUCACUUUAAUGGAUCGCAUGGAGCUGCAAAAAGUCAACAUUGAACUUGAUGAUCAGAGCAACAGUGGGGAAAGCCUUGAAGACAACUACACGGAGAUGGUUGAUUCAGAAAAGGCUACAAUUAGGAGUCCAUUUUCUAGUGAUGAUGCAGAAAGUCAGAAGUUCCUUACAAAUGGAUAUCUGGGUAAAAAGAAACUGGAAGAAUAUAAUGAAGAAUAUCACCGGGGCAGAACUUCCUUUGGAAUGUCUUCAUUCAACCUCAGCAAUGCCAUUAUGGGCAGUGGCAUCUUAGGACUCUCCUAUGCCAUGGCCAACACAGGAAUUAUCCUUUUCGUAGUUCUGCUGCUCAGCGUAGCAAUAUUAUCACUCUACUCAGUCCAUCUCUUACUGAAGAUAUCAAAAGAAGGAGGAUCAUUAAUAUAUGAAAAACUGGGAGAAAAGGCAUUUGGCUGGCCUGGGAAGUGUGGUGUUUUCAUUUCUGUUACAAUGCAGAAUAUUGGAGCAAUGUCAAGCUACCUCUUUAUUAUUAAAUAUGAACUUCCUGAAGUGAUCAGAGCAUUUAUGAAACUUGAGGAGAGUUCUGGAGAAUGGUACCUAAAUGGGAACUAUCUUGUCAUUCUAGUAACAGUUGGGAUUAUUCUUCCUCUCUGCCUUCUAAAGAGUUUAGGUUAUCUUGGUUAUACAAGUGGUUUUUCGCUGACCUGUAUGGUUUUCUUUGUCAGUGUGGUAAUCUUCAAGAAAUCCCAAAUACCUUGUCCUCUCCCCAUCAUGGACCACGGAACUGAAAACUGGACAGCCACCAACAACACAGUGCCAAUGCACCUGGUCAUGUUACCAAAUGAGUCUUUCAAUUCUGGUGUGAAUUUCAUGAUGGACAACACAGCUGGGCACUUGCCUGGCCUUGAGGAGCCAAAAGAUACCUCCUUCAAAAGUGGUGUAGAAUAUGAAGCACACAGUGAUAUUAGUGAUACGUGUCAGCCAAAAUACUUUGUGUUCAACUCACGGACUGCCUAUGCAAUACCCAUCCUGGCAUUUGCAUUCGUAUGCCACCCUGAGGUGCUACCAAUAUACAGUGAACUGAAAGAUCGCUCCCGAAAGCGCAUGCAGAAUGUCUCAAAUAUCUCCAUCACUGGCAUGCUUAUCAUGUAUCUUCUGGCUGCCCUUUUUGGAUAUCUCACCUUCUACGGAGAAGUUGAAGAUGAGCUACUCCAUACAUACACCAGAGUGUAUACAUUUGACACUCUCUUGCUGUCUGUUCGCCUGGCAGUGCUGGUGGCUGUAACCCUGACUGUGCCCAUUGUCCUUUUCCCUAUCCGUUCAUCUAUCAGUGAGUUGCUGUUUCCCAAAAGACCAUUCAGCUGGAUAAGACAUUUCCUGAUUGCAGCAGUGAUUCUUGCUUUUAAUAACCUGCUUGUAAUUUUUGUCCCAACUAUUAAAGACAUCUUUGGAUUUAUUGGUGCCUCUUCUGCUACAAUGCUGAUUUUCAUCCUCCCUGCUGCCUUCUACCUGCGGCUUGUUGAGAAGGAGCCCCUGAGGUCUCCCCAGAAGAUUGGGGCUCUAAUUUUUCUCAUAAUUGGCAUAAUCUUCAUGUUUGUAAGUAUGACACUUAUUGUAAUCGACUGGAUUUACAAUCCCCCAAGUUCCAGACAUCACUAACCUGCGGAGACAACUGAGCUGUUUUUUAUACCAUGAAUAUUUGUAUUGUGUGCUCCAAGGGGCACCUAAAUGGGACUGUUAUUCCUGGCUAGCAACUGCAGUAUUUUGAAGACAGUUUCUGGUAAGGUCACUAGAACCCGAUGGAGUCUACAUCAUCCUUUUCAGUAAGGAUCGUUAUUUAUGUAUUAGGAACCUGAGUCUAUUAUUUUGGACAGGUGAAAUGAAAUGCGUGGCGUGGAUGUUUUCUGUUUCCAAAAACAGAAUAACUGUGUACAUAGUCCUAAAAAAAUAGCUUGGUGUUACCUUUUUCAACCUCUCCCAUCUUGCUAAUAACCACAGUGCCAAUGGCCCUGAAAAGGUCAUUAAUGGCCUGAAAAACAGCUAGUGCCUUCUUUUCUAUCUGAAGCCCAUGGAAGUGGCUGCCCAGCUCCAAAAGAAAGAGUACAGUUUCUGUAGGGAUCUGAAAGGUGAUUGCUUCCUACCACCCUGUCUCUCAGAAAGAUGAUGGCUUUGACAAGUCACUGGACAAAGCCGAGCCUCAGAUUUGUUGCCCGUAUUCAUCACCUUUGGCAGGUGGCAGCUGUUGUACAGAAUAAAGCCCUCCGGCACAGGCCAUGUGCUGGGGGAUGUGCUUGAAGAACGGUUGAGCAUUCGUGUUUUGUUGUUAAAGAAGCUUGUGCUGGAAAUGUCAGGCAUUUCUGCUGUGGGGGAUUUAUGUUUUCUUUACUUUUUUAAUUCUUGUUAAAACUUGCAUCACUGAACAAGUUUUAUCCUCCAUAAAAACUUGUCUUCCAUUCUUAAGGGAACUUAAGGAGACCACAAGGUGUGACAAAACACUCUAUCCAGUAUUGUUCGGUACUUAUGUAUUUGAUAAAAGUUCAGUGCAGGAAACUGUGAUUUGCUAUAUAUAAAAAUAUAUGUAUUUAUGUACAUUUUUUUUUUCCUGUAGCUAUAAAAAUGUUACCCUGUGGUAAAUAAUUUUUGAAAAAAAAAAUGUAUAUGUCACUCUGUUUUCAUAGUCACACACUCAUUAUUGUUUUGAAGAAAACAUAUUGGAUUGGUGGGUUUCUAAAAGGUUCAUUUUUAUUUAGAGGUGUUUGAAGUACACCUAUAGCAAGCCCUAGUUGUUACCUGUUUAAAAACACAUUCAGAUGUUUACUACUCAUGUUACAAUAAAUUGCAAGAUGUUUUCCUCUUAAGAAAUUUUAGUAUGUGCCUCAAAGUUCUGUAUUACCAUUGUAUACCAUAAAUUUGGGCAAUUUGCUCUGCUGCUGCAACUUGUCUAUGCAUGCGCUAGCAUUCAGCAACGUACAUAAUUAAGGUAUGCAAAGGAAAAGACAUUACUGACAAUUUCAAGUGUAUCAUGCUAUGCAGCUGUGCAAGACAGAAAAAAAACCCCAAACAGUUAAGUUCUCUGUUAUAUGGACGCUUAAUUAACAGUGCCCUCCAGAUUUUGGCUGUGCUGUAGAGUACCCACCACAUAUGUUCUCUGCACACCCCAGGGGAAAAUAUUCAGAGAAGUCACGGUAACUCCAUAGCAGAGGGAAUGGGUGGGAAGGUGCAACUCUUGAUUUUAAGACUUAUACAGAAAUCCAGGCUGAUGUAAUUGGAGUUUUCAUUUUCCAGCUAAUAAAUCUUCUGGGUACACACCUGUGAACUCAGAAAGUCAUGGACUACACAAAAGUUGACUCUUCUCACUCCUCCGCUUCUCAUGAAAUUUAACGUGCAUAUUUGUGCGUGUAUGUAAAUGUGUGUGUGUAUAAAUGCGUGAGUGUAUAAAUGUGUGUCUACUUACAGGCUGACUGGAAAAGCAUAUCAAAUAUAUAUUUCAUGCCAAUUGCUUUCUUUCUGAGCAGUAUUUUAUGCUCACUCGAGUACAGCAUCCUGAAUACAUUGGGACAGGCUCCCUGGCAAAUUCUAAAUCUAGGUUUGCAUUUUUUAAAGAAAAGGUGCCAAUAAUCUUUUACUUUAGUUGAAGCAGAUUAACACAAAUUGUGCUGCUUUAUUACUGAAAAGACCUUUAAUAUGGAUUACAGUUAAUUGUAACACACCCAUACCUCUCUCUUCCUGCUGCAAUUAUUGAGAGUUACAUGUGUGGAAGAACUGAACCCUAACUUCAUCUUUUCUUCAGAGUAGAAGCCCAUAUUGUGACUGUAGCUGCAUGCAGGGACUUAGAAAUUCACGGAGCCCACCUAAAAUAUAGAUGAGCUCAAGAAAAAUAACAGAAAAAACUAUGGAACAAUGGCACAAUUGACUACUUUUUCAUGGCACAAAACUGACAGCGUCCAAAAUAGAGGUAGAGACUCUGUAAAGUGUCAGUUUUUCAAGUUAAUAUAUGUUGAUCACAGUGAUAUGCCGCUGCCAUGCACACUGGAAGUAAGGGUAGUAUUGUACGCUAACUUAUUAGUUCUGCUGGGAAUGGUGGAUGUUGAAGUUUCUUGUUUGUUUUGUAAUGUUGACAAUGGGCCUUGUGAGGAUUUUUACUACAAAAGCACUCAUGGAUGUAUAAUAAAUUAAUUUUUUUAAAGACUGCA